UCGGAGAGGGCGAACCCUGCCGGUGCACGGGCUGCGCGCUCGAGGGGCGGGUGCUGCUGCUGGGCGCCGCGGCGGCUGGUGCGGCUGCAGGCGGAGCAGUGAUGCCGGCUGCAGGGCGGCGUUUGGCAGCGGGAGCCCAGCACGGAGCGGCGUGCGCCCAGGUGGGCGAGGGCGGCGAGCGUGGCCGGGUGCAGAAGACUUGGUGAUGGGGGAACGCACUUAAAAGAAAACCAAAGCAACAAAAGCAAAAGGUUUAUCAAUAUACAGUCGCACUGGUUUCGUAUGUGACAAGGAGGCAAGAAAACAGUGGAGAAUGGCAGUAGAGAUGAUGCAGAUAAGCAAGAAAGAAAAAUUAAGGACAAAAAGUUUCUGAAAUAUCAGAUUGUGCACUUCAAAAGAAUACCAUAAAGGCUCAUCAUUUUAAUCAAUUAUUGAUUACACCUUGGGGACUUUCCAUCGAUUCCACUCGAUGCUGCUUUUAAAAUGACUUUUAUGAAGUCUACUCCGGCCCUGAUCUUUACAUGGAAAUAACAGAAAAUUCCAAGAAAUGGAAGCCCCUGCUAGUAAAAGAAGAAAAGCUGAGUAUCACCACAGUUAAUAGCUCCUAUUUGAGAUCCAUGAAUGCUUACAGGAUUACUUUCCUAUAUCGAACUUUCAAGUUUCAUUAAUAAUAUGCUGCCUUCCUGGGACACAGGUGCACUCCUGGUACGAAGGCUAUUUAUUUGUUGCAUGGAGGAAUAGAGGAGCUAGAGGAACAAUGGCUUCAAAGGUCUCAUGCUUAUACGUCUUGACAGUAGUUUGUUGGGCAAGUGCUCUCUGGUACUUAAGUAUAACUCGCCCUACUUCUUCCUACACUGGCCACAGACAACUCAGUAGCAUAACCAUAGCCAGAAAAAAUGUUUCCUUUGGCAACAUAAGAACUCGACCUAUAAAUCCGCAUUCCUUUGAGUUUCUUAUCAAUGAACCCAACAAAUGUGAGAAGAGCAUCCCUUUCUUGGUCAUUCUUAUCAGCACAACUCACAAGGAGUUUGAUGCAAGGCAAGCCAUUCGAGAAACGUGGGGAGAUGAAAACAACUUUAAGGGAAUCAAAAUUGCCACACUAUUUCUUCUUGGAAAAAACACAGACCCAGUGUUAAAUCAAAUGGUAGAGCAAGAAAGCCAAAUUUUUCAUGACAUUAUUGUGGAGGAUUUUAUUGACUCUUAUCAUAACCUCACUCUGAAAACACUGAUGGGGAUGAGGUGGGUAGCAACGUUUUGUUCAAAAGCAAAGUACGUUAUGAAGACAGACAGUGAUAUUUUUGUAAAUAUGGAUAAUCUUAUUUAUAAGCUGCUCAAACCUAACACCAAGCCAAGGAGAAGGUACUUCACUGGUUACGUUAUAAAUGGAGGGCCAAUAAGAGAUGUUCGCAGUAAGUGGUACAUGCCAAGAGAUUUGUAUCCCGACAGCAAUUACCCACCCUUCUGUUCAGGUACAGGCUACAUUUUUUCAGCUGAUGUAGCAGAACUGAUUUACAAAACCUCCCUUCAUACCAGACUUCUUCACCUUGAAGAUGUGUACGUCGGACUCUGUCUUCGGAAGCUGGGUAUUCACCCUUUCCAAAACAGUGGCUUCAAUCACUGGAAAAUGGCCUACAGCUUGUGCAGGUACCGCAGGGUGAUCACAGUGCACCAGAUAACACCAGAAGAAAUGCACAGAAUUUGGAAUGACAUGUCCAGCAAGAAACAUCUUAGAUGCUAAGAUUUUUACAGAUGUAAAUACUUCUUUUUUUAAAAAGAAAUUUUGGUUUAGUCUGGUUAUUUUUUGACAAAGUGGUCUGCUGAUUUACAGGUUAAACUGUGGGAUACUGCGAGAGGAUUUUUAAUGACUGAUUUUUCAUUCUCGUUUUGACUACUGGUUUACAGACUUCAGGCUCUUUUCAUCAGGACAUCACACCAACUGAAAGGAUCUAGAGUCAAAUCUCAGAUUUUGUAUAUUAUCCUCUAUCACACAUAUCAGCUCCUGCAUCUGUAUGUAAAAGGACAGUAAUAAACUGUUACAAGCUGCUUAACAGUUCAUGCCCCAGCCUCUGAGAUAAGACUCAGACCCUAAGAAAUGAAGACUUAGAAACGUACUUUCAUUCCUCUUUUAACACCCUACACCCAUAUGUAUUUAGAAGUUUGUUAAUAAAUUGAGCAGUAUACAUUUGCACUGACCUUAUACACCUGUACUGACAUGUAUAUUUUAUAGUACAAUGUAUGCAAUUCCCAAGCAGCUUACUGAUGGUAUAAUAGCAGAAUUUAGACAGGUAAGAACAUCGAAGUCUCAUAAACCUUAAAAAAAAAAUCCACACACUGAAGUAUAUAUUUAUCGACCAAGUGAUAUUCCUUUAAAUUAUUUCAGAAGAUAGCCCAUUUCUUUCUGCUGCCUAAAGGAACUCUAAAAGAUAUACCAUUUUAAAAUAAAGUAGAAUCUGUAGAUUAAAUAAGACGGGGGAGAUGUAUGGAAAACUACCUGAGAACAUACAUGAGAAAAGUAUGAAUGUCUUUCAACUUUUAAUUUCAUAGCAAGGCAAUGUUUUUCAUUAGUAUGAGUGGAUCUCUCCAUUGUCUUGCAUAAGCAAUAUAUAUUGACAAGCAUCAAUAAGCAGCAUAUUUCUUCAACAUUGUUCAGUGCACUAUUUACUGACAAAAAGUAACACAAAAGCAGCUUUUUGAGAGUAAGCUCUGCUUCUUGCUACAUGAAUGAGAUUCUCCCAGAUUUUUAAUGGUGUAGAAAAGUAGGAUCUCAAGAGAUUCCCCAGAGCAUACAACAGAAAUUAAAUACACAAAAUUUUAUUCAAGUUUCGUAAUGUGCUUAUGUCUUUUGAAUAUUAAUGUUAAUGAAAUGUCCUGAAAAUUAUUUCAAGGAGAAUUUUUUGGUAAAUUCAAGACACCUCUAUUCAGCACCUUCUAACAAAGAGUUAAAAUAUUACAUUUCUCAACAAAUAACUUGGAUUGAAGAAUUCCUAAACAAAUUACACUUAUACAAAAUCACCAAAUAUAUUACUAGCUGCAGGUUAUUCAAACUGUCCAUAGCACACACACAAGUCUCAUUCGUUUCAGCUGACAUUAUGUGUAAUAUAUGAAAAACUGUUAAGUCUGUAUGUUAUUCAGGAUGUCUAUAAAGUUGUCAGAAAUUAACUGAGUAAGAAUUUAAAAAAUUUAAAUUUGUCAUAAGUGUACAUAGCUCAUUACAACAGUAAAAAGGGAAUGAAAAUGCUACCCUAAAACGUUUGCAGUUUCAUGAUAAAUUGUUAGUCUUAUUCAUUGAUGCAGCACCAUCAUUUUGAAAGGAACUACUUGUAAGUAAGGUAACUGUACCUGGCCUUCAAGCCACAAGCAGUUUUUCAAACAAAUGUACUUCAGAUCUAAAGGUGAAGCUACACAACAGACAGCCCAGGAGAUCCUGCUAAUCAACAGCAGCUUGUGCACCCUUCAUAAAUGAAGAUCAGUAAUUUUAUAUAUUGACUCUCUUGCAGUAUAAUUAAGAUUUAUCCUUCCCUAGUUGACCUAGUCCUUGUUAAAAUUGCUCUUGCUCCCUAUAAACUCAGAACUCUAGCUAAACAAGGUCCAACUAAUUGCAUAGAUGAAUAUAACACAUACACAAAUUGGGUGAAGUUCAGCUUUUCUUACCCAAGCCCUAGAAUAUGCUUGUUUAGAAAGGGAAACAAGGGUGGAACUCAUCCCCAGCCAUCAGGUAGAUCAGACAGCAUGGAUGUCAUCCUACCAGGAACACACUUUGUAAUAACUCCAACCCAAAGGGUGCAAUCACUUCUGCUAUCCCUCUGCACAGUGCAGUAAUUUGGGGUUUCUGAAUCCACAACCAAAUGGAUUUGAUGGCCUUACUUUUGCUCAUGCUUGUGGCUUUGGAAGACAGCAGGGCUCCCAAUCCAAAUACCUCAGGGCUUAAGAGGCAUGGUAGGCAGCCUUGAAUUUCUCCUAGUACAAGUAGACUGCAUUAAUGAUUGGUAGGUAGCCUUUGAAAACAGUAUCUGAAAAAAAAAAUGUAUCUCCUGCCAUUUAUAAAUAGAUAGAUCUUCAGAAAUGUAAAUGUUCAUCUUGAAACUGAUGUACAUAGUUCUAAGGUAUUUUCCUCUGUAUUCAGCUGUAUAUACGUGUAAAGUCUGCUUGCUAUGUAAUAUUCUGUUAUGCAUGGAGCUGGGAUAGGCAUUAUAUUUGUCCAGUGUUUCAAGAGCCUUAAGCAUGUGUGCCCUAACUUUUGAAUGUACAAGUUUUUUUUUUCUUUUAUUGACAAGUGAAUUUAAAAGAACACAACAAAAGCCUAAUUUUCUAUGUCUGUUAAUUUUCUGAUACUAGACUUCACUAAUUUGUUACACUGAACAAAUUUAUUAUUUUCUCUUUGCUCAGAAAUUGCAAUAUUGCAACCUAGAAAGGGAGCAAUAUGUCUGUCUACACAUAGGGGAAGCUUGCUACCCUUCCACUCAGUAGUAUUUGUGUCACAUGGGAUACUGUUCACAAACAAGUGUUUGCAUUAGGCUACCUUUAAUCAAAGAAAUAUUCAUGUCACUUAAAGGUCAUUUUGUUUCACUGGGCAUGGGACAAAUGACAACUAGGUUAAAACAUGCUGGCUUCUAGUCACUUCAGAAGUGUGAUUAUAAUCACAUUUUGAUUCCAGAACGUACAUGGACAAAGCACAUUGGUUGAAGAAGCUAGGGGGAAAACUCCUCUCUUUUAGGAGGACUUUUUCCCAAAAGCAUUUUUUUCUAAAAGCCUGAGAGUAUUUAAACAGAAGUCUCAAGGUUCAUUUUCCAUCUUUCCUAAUAAUAAUGUUAAGUGUCAAUUUUGAUUCUUUAUUGGGAUUUUUUUUUUGUCUUUAUAAUGUAGAUGGCAAUGGCAAUUUGUAAAUGAAGAGUGUAAUAAACUAGAAAAGCUUGUCAACAGUAACCAAACAUUACGUGUAACAUUAUAUAUGGCUGUACUUAUGUAUUUAUUUGUCUAAAUUGUAUAUAUUGUUUUAUCUAUAGUGUCUGUAGGAGUGCAUUCUUUUAAAGUAUUAUUUACAGUUUUGUGGGAUUGCCAGCAAAGCUGCUAAUCGAGAUACUAUUUUUUUGUAUCAAUGUCAAAUAAAAAAAAAAUUAAGAACAAAAAUUAAAAACUGAA
Molecule: messenger RNA, 5139 nt
Organism: Pezoporus flaviventris
Lineage: Eukaryota; Metazoa; Chordata; Aves; Psittaciformes; Psittacidae
Gene: B3GALT1
Product: beta-1,3-galactosyltransferase 1
Exons: 6
Coding region: 758-1738 (326 amino acids)
Cellular component (GO): membrane
Molecular function (GO): N-acetyl-beta-D-glucosaminide beta-(1,3)-galactosyltransferase activity
Source: RefSeq, a predicted model, not a curated record